UUAGUGGAAGCACCAUCAGCAUGAACACCUAUUAAUGCCAUCGAUCGAUGCUGCACGAGCUCUGUGGCAUUCCAACUAAAUUCUCUGCACGGGCGGCUACCUGGAACAAUUGCAUACUGAGUUGACCGGUCCGAAACAUGGCUGCCCCAGAGCCUACCGGUCAAGCAGGUGUUGCCCCAGAAGCUACCGCCGUGCCUCCGCCUGCAGCUGCGUCACCUCCCCAUCAUGUUGCUCCUGACGCUGCUGCAGCUGCUGGCGCCGCUGCACCUCCACCUGCACCCGGCGGCUCCGGAGCCGUUCACCAAGAAGUUGCUCCUGCCGCUGCAGCCUGCGUCUGCCCAGCAGCUGGAGGUGCCGCUACUGAUGCGCAAGCACACGUUCCAGAAGCGGCAGCUGUGCUUGCAGCGCCGCCGCCGCCCGUAUCCCCUCCCCACGGCGCCUUUGCAGAACCCAAUCAAGCCGCUGCUAACAUCCCGCCUACUGGCGUAGCUGCGUCACCUCAACCUCCAGAUGUUGCCCCAGCCGCUUCAAUUCCCCCUCCCGUACCUGCGGUGCUCUCACAAAUUGGCGCCGACGCAGCAGGCAUUCCACAGAAUGAACCGCCGAUAUUGCAAGAAGGCGCCCAACAAAUGGCCCCACCAGGUCACGGCGGAGCCGGCAUUGCGUCGCCCCCGCAUGUAGCGUCACCCGCACGAGUGGCAUCACCUCCACCCGUAGCAUCUCCUCCACGCGUAGCAUCUGUUCCCCCUGUAGCGUCCCCUCCACGCGUAGCAUCUAUUCCCCCUGUAGCAUCUCCUCCACGCGUAGCAUCUAUUCCCCCUGUAGCAUCUCCUCCACGCGUAGCAUCCCCUCCACCCGUAGCAUCUCCUCCACGCGUAGCAUCUCUUCCCCCGGUAGCAUCUCCUCCACGCGUAGCAUCUAUUCCCCCUGUAGCAUCUCCUCCACGCGUAGCAUCUAUUCCCCCUGUAGCAUCCCCUCCACGCGUAGCAUCUAUUCCCCCUGUAGCAUCCCCUCCACCUGUAGCAUCUCCUCCACGCGUAGCAUCUCUUCCCCCGGUAGCAUCUCCCAUCCAUGUAGCAUCACCUCAACGCGUACAGUCACCACGACCUUCUGCUGGUACUUUCUCUCCAUCACGCCUAUCAUCAGCAGCUGCCCCUAUUCCGGCCGACAUAGCACCUCUUGCGCGACUCGUAUCACCAAAGGCUUCUGCCACUGCUCUUAUACAGACGGAGCCUCAACUAGUUGAAGAACUUCCACCUGAACCGUACUACCAGGUUGCAGUCAGCGAUGGCACAUCAGGCGUUAGUCAACGCAUCACCAAUUUGCUCGAGCGCAUUCCGUUUAGUGACGAUCGUAAGACCGAGUAUAUGGCCGCAGUCAAAACGUACGAGGAAGUUAUUGGCGGUCAAAUCGUCAGUGCCAAGAUGUACGUCGAAGCACGGCCUAACAUUGGCGAGUACGACGAAGAGAAGGUCGCGAGAGACAUGACCAGGGAACUGGAAGAACUCAAGUGUCAAACGAAGCGUUUAAGUCAGAGUGAUACGAGAGAUAGACGAGCAUUAGACGAACCAAGAGGAGGGAGGGAAAGCGGUAACUGGAGCAUUGAUGCGAAGAAUGCACUUGGUCCACCUAAGAGAUCUGCUGACCAGCUCUACGACGAUGCGAGACAAAGCCGUGUCGAAUGUCCUAGACAAGAAGCACGUUACAGGUCGCAAGGCGAAACUUGUUGCACCGACUUCAGAAGUCAAAUGCCGCCUUGCGAUGUACCGCAGCACUACAACAGUCGAACUGCUAUUCUACAGCCGAACGUCCUGAUUGCUAGUGGACCGCUACCUCAAGGAAUGGGAUUCCUGCAUGUCGCCCAGCAGCAGAUUAUUACUCAGGACCAGUUGGCUCAGCAACAAGCGCUACAACUGCCGUUUGCACAACAGCAAGUGCCCCCGGACCCAUUGCUUCAGCAGCAGUUAGUUCAACAGCAGGUGCCCCUUCAACAGUUGCCGCAUCAGCAGUUCCCUCAACAGCAGGCACCUUUUCAGCAGAAUCCUCCUCAGCAGUUCGCUCAACAGCAGGCACCUUUUCAGCAGAAUCCGCCUCAGCAGUUCGCUCAACAACAGGCACCUUUUCAGCAGAAUCCUCCUCAGCUUUUUCCCCCACAGCAGAUUCCUUCACAAAAUGCGCAAGUUCCACAACAAUUUCCACCACAGCAAAUUCCCCCCCAACAUGUGCAAGUUCCACAACAACCUCCACCACAGCAAAUUCCCCCACAACAGGUUCAAGAGCCACAACAGCUUCCUUCACUGCAAAUUCAUCUACAGCACGUGCAAGUGCCACAACAACCUCCACCACCGCAGAUUCACCCACAACAGGCGCAAGUGCCACAACAGCUUCCACCGCAGCAGAUGCAGCCGCAACAAACAGCUCCUCAACAAAAGGCGCCAACUAUUACCGUUCAGCUCGACACGGCUUUCGUAGGUACCCGAGUAAGUCAGACAGCGAUAGUACCACCAUUCAGUAAGGAGCAAUACCUGCCUCCAGCGCAACAGCCCGAGACACAGCGCGUUCGAUCUCUGAGCCCUCCUGUCGAAACUAGUAUUCGGAGAAGUUCUGAACCCCAGUCACCAAAAUCACCUACACCUCAGUCUCAGGCAACUGGAUUCAUGAACAGGGCAGAGCAGCUCAUACAAAGAAUCAGGCAGCAGCUCUCUCUGUUUGACCGUCGUGAUGUGUUAUCUUCAGCUACAGAAGACGAGGAUCAUGCAAGUAAGAGGAGGAAAGCUUCAGCAAGUGCGCCUGAAGAAGAAAGUGAAACUAAAAAAGGGCCCAAGAAGCAACCAACUAAGUUCAAGAAAGAGGACGUCUCUGAGAGCGAAGACGUCGAGGAAAAGUCUGCCAAGAAAGCAUCGAAGAAAACCAAGAAGGAUGAAGCAUCUGAGUGUGAAGACCUCGAGAAGGCUGCCAAGAAGACUAGGAAAAAGUCUAGAGGAGAAGAAGCGUCCGUAAGUGAAGAAGUCGAAGAAAGACCAAAGAAAGGAAGGAAAAAGUCAAGGGGAGAAGAAAUAUCGAGGAGCGAAAGCGUUGAAGAGAAGUCUUCCAAGAAAGGACGAAAACGCGACGAAAAAGGACGAAAAAAAUCUCGAGGAGAAGAGGCCUCUGAAAGCGAAGAAGAUAAAUAUUCAAAGCGAAGCAGGGCGCUUGAAGAGCAGAGGAAGGACACGAGAAAGUCUAGCAGGAAAGGAUCCGAAAGUGAAGGCAGCGAAGCUCGCAGUGACAGGAGGUCGAGUAGAGGACAUGACCAGAAGUACGGAGAGUUUGAUCGGGACGACGAGAGGCGAAUAAGAGAAGAAAAGCGAGAACGGCGGCGAGAAGAAGACAGAAGGGAUUACAAUCUCACGAGGAGGCCUGGUGAAAGAAGCGAACUAUCCGAGCCAGAUGAACGAGAACGGAGGAGGGGACACUUGAAGUCAUCUGUGCAACCACCUCAACCGCAACUAUAUCCCGCUCAAAAUGCACCACCGUUUUCAUCUUUCGUGCAAGUGCAAGGCGUUGUCCCGAAUCAAGGAUACGUUGCACAAGCUCAAGGCGUGGCCAUGCCUAGCCAGGUGCAACAAGUUGCAAUGGUGCAUCCUCUGGCAGAACAACCUAGACAGCCCGUAUUACAGCCGCUCCAGCAGCCGCUCCAGCAGCCGCUCCAGCAGCCGCUCCAACAGCCGCUCCAACAGCCGCUCCAACAGCCGCUCCAACAGUCGCCCCGGCAGUCGCCCCAUCAGAAACCGAAGCAACUAAAGACAGAAUGGUGGACCCAAAAGUUAGAAGACCGUGGCAGGUACUCACCUCAACGAAUUCGCAGCGUCAGUCCUGCCUCACGGGCCCUUGCGAGAGAUUUCGAAUUCGAAACCGAGGAGUACACUGAAUGUGAUGCGACCGAAUGUUAUGAAGACGAUUACGCGGAAGAAAGACCCCGUCAGACUCGACGCCCUGCCCGGGAUGAAAAUCGAUAUAGAAGUCGGUCUUCUGGCAAGGUACACGACGUUGACGGAACGCGUUCUCGCUGCAGCGAACCCGAGUAUGAAGCUGGGCAUAGGCGACCUCGGGAAGUGGCACAACGGAAGUCGCGGUCCAUUGAGCCUGAGUACCCGGCCGAACGAGACAGAAGCCAUAACAUAGAGAUUGGCGUCAGACUGUCGCGGACUCGGCACACUUCUGACCAGAAUCUAAGACCGCGUCGUUCUCCGCAGCCUGCAUCUCAGACAGCGCAGAAGAUUAACGUUAGUAGAGCCAGGAGCCCCGUGAUACAGCAGCAGCAAUCUACAGCGGAUGACGUCAGGGUUUACGAAUUGCGUGAAGUGACACCACAGCUGGAUUCACUCCAUAAGGUGUCACAGCAUUGUGCACCACCGCCGUAUCCAGGUAUCCCGCAGCAGCCUCAGUGCACAAUGGCUUACGUAGUGUCGAAGGAAUCUCAGCAGGACAUGGAUCAGCCUCUGAGGGUACAGUACCUGGACACGUACGAUCAGUUUGUCAGCUGGGUGUCCCCUGGCCGCGGGACGCAACAAUAAACCACGUACAGCUGAAAAAUUGCAUGGUGCACGACGUAAGCUGCAAAUAAAUUCUUAUACCAUGGG
Messenger RNA from Ornithodoros turicata, 4622 nucleotides. Its product is annotated as titin-like. The record is from RefSeq and is a predicted model, not a curated record. Bases 138 to 4556 code for a protein of 1472 amino acids. NCBI's taxonomy places the organism in Eukaryota, Metazoa, Arthropoda, Arachnida, Ixodida, Argasidae. The transcript is spliced from 2 exons.